AUGGACACCAGUAUUAGCCCAUCCUCUCCGACCUUCUCUAGUCGGCAGACGCUAGCCAGUCUCGCGGAAGAAGAGCAUCCCAGAUACCACUUUUAUGAUGGCUCUCUCGCAUUUCAGCUUGAUGGACUGAAAUACUGUAUACACGGCUCUCUACUAGCACGCCACUGCGCAUUCACGUCCACUUGGGCGGACGACUUGCGUGACCCAGUUGCUGCAGGCAUCAAGAGCUCGGACCUGGAAGCCUUCCUAUCCAUGCUCUAUCUUGCAUCCUAUGAAACUCUCAGUCUAAGGCUUUCAGCUGACGAGUGGAUAUCCAUCCUCCACCUUGCCACCAGAUGGAAGGCCGAUGGCAUGCGUGGACUCGCCAUCAGCAUGCUUACCGUCCAAGCGCCCGCCUUAGAUAAGCUGGUUUUGUGCCGGACGUACGACAUACCGUCUUGGCUUGCGCCAGCGUGUGCUGCUCUUGCUCUUCGCCCUACUGCCCUUACCAUCCCGGAAGCCGAAAAUCUUGAGAAAUCUGAUAUUGUGCGCGUUUUCCUCGCACGCGAAGCUGUAUCGAAGGGCGAGAUAGACGCUACAGAGGCGGCCGUGUCGUCUUGGCUCGCUGCAUUCUCAUCGGCUUCCGCCCAGACGCCGCUGUCAGCGCCGCCUCUCACAACCGUUGUACAGCCCAUAUCUCAGCCCUUCAAACACUCUGAAGCGUCAGAGGGUCACAUUGGGAAGCCCGAAACAACCGAACGGAUCAGUCCCGAAUCGUCGCAGCCUCAUGUUCCGCCGGCUACAGCGCCUCCGGUGUCCAUUCGAAUUGAGGCGCGCGAAGCCCUGCUUUCCGGUACAGCUAAAACGACGGGUGUUGACGAUGACCAUACUAUCAAAGCAUCGUCUCUAGCGGUAGUGGCGACCUCUACGAGCCCUGGGCCGGUGCAAGCUCCCCCUUCCGAGUACAAGUUGGUGAACGAAUUCGUCAACGCCAUCCGCGCCAAGCGCUACGAUCAUGCCUUCGCGCUGUCAUGGAACAAGAACCAUGCCGAACCUGUUGCUCGUCGAGUUUCUGACUGUUUCAUUGAUAAUAAUGGCAGAGUCGCCGAUAAGGAGUUACUGAGUCUCACACGAGCGGCCAUACGCCGUUCAGUCAAGCAACCGGGAUACAUACCCAUCAUCUCUCAGCUAUUAGCAUCGCUCUCUAUCCAUCUUCCUCAGGAUGUUCAGUUUGAAACACUCCUUCACGAUGAUAUGCAAUCUCUUUCCUCUAGAUGGACCGCGUUCCGUGCGGGUGCUACACCCGCCGUUGACCAUGGAGGACUCAUGGAUGACCUAGCGACUCAAUCGCGGGAUACCUACCAGCAACAGAUGGGCAACGUAAAGGGUCUCUUCAGGUCCCUGGUCCGCCUGGGUGUAUUGCCGGAGAGUGAUCAGUGGGUCGGCUUGCUUGUCAAGUAA
This is a messenger RNA of Peniophora sp. CBMAI 1063, 1440 nucleotides long. The record is from the annotation of a GenBank genome assembly. NCBI's taxonomy places the organism in Eukaryota, Fungi, Basidiomycota, Agaricomycetes, Russulales, Peniophoraceae.